UUUUUUUUUUUACUGUUGUCUUUAGGUUAUGCCAGAAUCUUUAGAAUUACCAGCGGAAUAUGCGCGUUACCACCGACUACUUAGAAUUGGGAAUUUUACUGCUAGUUUAUCGUCCCAGCAACAAAAGGCUCUAGGCAGAUUCCAGAAGAGACUACCCAGAGUGCCGCUGGACCGGAGACCAAAAAGGAGCUGGAGAGAGUGGAGGCGGAACUGGAGCAAGAUAGGCAACCCCCCCCCCCCAAGGGAAGCCCCACCCUACUGCGGAAGUGCAGUGAGUGCCCUUUCACAACGGGGCAACACUCGGGUGGGGGCGGGAUGCUCAGGGGGGAAACCGGUGAAUGCCAUCUGUGAUGAACUCUCAUGAAGCCGCACACGGGAGCUGACAUCCAAGGUCAGCAGGAGACACCACUGCACUACCCAGGACAGUAGAGGAGCAGGGUCUUCUUCAAACACUGGAGACUUACCCUCCCCCUGACCCAAAUAACAUCCCACAUCAGUCACCAGCAAUGUCCAGUCGCAGGAAAUCCUCCACCCCCUGCAUGAUCCGGGUUAGUGACAAAAUGGAGCAGGAUGACUCUGAAGAAAUGGAAGUGUCCACUGCCAAUGUGACUAGAAAUGGGUCUUCAGAGUCUGUGGAAAAUCAAGAACAUACCUUACAAGGCACUAUAGAAGAUCUAGGAAGUGAGAUUGAAGCAAAAGUUGUGGCGGAAGCUGAUCCUAUGCCCCAGCUGAGGCAGCAUGGAGGUUAUGAGUGCAAAUACUGUCCUUUCUCCACCCAGAACCUCAACGACUUCAAAGAGCACGUAGACUCCAGUCACCCCAAUGUCAUACUCAACCCCCUCUACCUGUGUGCCGUGUGCAACUUCAGCACCAAAAAGUUUGACUCUCUUACAGACCACAAUGAGACCCAACACCCUGGAGAGACCAACUUCAAGUUCAAGAGGGUAAAAGUAAAUAACCAGACUAUCUUGGAGCAGACAAUCGAAGGCAAGACCAAUUCAGUUCUCUGCAAUACUGUAGACGGACAAGGUGGUAACGGCUUUGUCACUUUUCCACCGAGCAAACCAAUUACGGUGAAUAUCGGAAAGCCAAACAUGGACAACAUACAGUCCCUCUACCAAGGGAAUGAUUUGGAGAAGAGGUUGGAAAACUUUAUCCCAAAAGAUCAAAUCACAGCUGUGAACAUAAACGGCACAAUGAUCAUCCCUGAACCAACAAUCAUUCAAGGGCUCUCGUAUGUAAUGCCAUUGCUUCAAAGACCACCCAACUUCUGUUCUGUACCAACAAUUGCUGUUCCUCUGAACUCCACCAAAUAUAAUCCUUCACUGGACAAUAACCUAACCCUAAUGACAUCUUUUAACAAAUUCCCUUACCCAACCCAUGCUGAGCUGUCCUGGCUAACUGCUGCGUCUAAGCACCCAGAGGAGCAAAUAAAGGUGUGGUUCACUACCCAACGGCUAAAGCAAGGCAUCACCUGGUCACCAGAGGAAGUUGAGGAAGCCAGGAAGAAAAUGUUUAAUGGCUCCAUCCCACCCAUACAUCAGACCUUCACCGUUCUGCCUACCCCAAUCUCUCAGCCUGCCAAAGCCACCCAGCCCCUUAUUCAGACAAGCUUUGGGCAGUCUAGUCUAGUACUGACAAGUAUUGCUAAUGGAUCAACCAUGACCUGUGCUCCUGUUGCAGUGACUGUAGCCAGUUAUGUGCAACCUCUCAAGCGACCCCUGACAACUCCUUCAUUCGCCCCAGAAUUAAAGCGCCCCAUGGCGGCCCCUGCAGAAUACCCAAAGGAGAAGAUACUAAUGGCCCCUCCUCCAGUUCCACAAAAAGAGAGACUUCCAAUGGCCCCACCCCCAGUGCCCCCAGAAUUAAAGAGAUCUGUAGCACUUCCUAUUAUCGCCUCGGAGAUGAAGAGGUCCUCGGCAGUACCUCUCAUGGCUUCUAAAGGAAAACUGCCCUUGGCCACUCCACUUGUGAACACCAAAAACAAGCUGCCAAUGGCACCUUCUCCAGUCUUCCCUAAGAUGAAGAGACCUAUUGUCACCCCUCAAUUCAAGAGUUACAUGCUGCCUCCUCCUUCAUUAGUUUCCAAAGACAAACUUCCAAUCACCCACUCUCUAUUGGCUUCGGACUUAAAGUUACCAAUCUCACCCCCUCUCAUUGCCCCUCAAGUGAGGAGGCCAACAAUAAUCCAGUCAGUGUGGACUCCCCUCAAGGGCCCGUUCCAACUCCCUAGCUUUUCCCAAGACGGCAAGAAAACAAAAACGCAAAUAACAGAGAUGAAGGCCGGAUAUGUCAGAGGACGUCUCUCAGAGGACAAAGUGCUCACCCCUCUUGGGGAAGCGAAUGGUGUCUCUCGUGGGGAUGCAAAGUGGGUUCAUGACCAAGGGCCUUAUGCACAGAACGGCAUUCUACAGUUGUACAAUGAGCUAGCAUCGAAACCAGAGCAGCAAAAAUCAGUACAGACUCAAUUUCCACUCUUGGAGAGAAUGAAAGGGAAGACUUCUGAGCAGUUGAAGAUUCUAGAAGAGAACUUCCAGAGAAACAGCUCUCCAACAUACAAUGACGUUGACAAUCUAGUGACUUCAACCGAACUGUCACGGGAGGAAAUUGACAGCUGGUUUUUAGAGCGCCGGGCACUGCGUGACAACCUUGAACAAGCUCUUCUAAACUCCAUGGGCUCAAAGAGACUCAACAUUGAGAAGCGUCAGCAACAACACGGACCGCUGAAUGGUGUGCGCAAGCAAGGUGGCCAUCCAAGAAGCUCUCCCUUUGCCAUCAUUGCCCCCACCACCACUUGCUCAGUGCCUCUAGACAGCAAAUCCUUGGCUCUUCUCAAGGAUGUUUUUGCACAAACUCGGUGGCCUUCCCCUGAAGAAUACAAUCAGCUUGAAGCUCAGACAGGCCUGGCUCGCACAGAAAUCGUCCGCUGGUUCAAGGACAGUAGGUCAGCACUGAAGAGUGGGACCUUGGAGUGGAUGGAGUUUUUCCAUAAACUGAACAGCAGUGGGCAAAAUGGCGAGGGGGCGCUACUGAGCACAGAGAAUGCUUUCAGCAUAAUCCAGCGCUACCAGGAAGUAAAGGCACCCAAGGUGGAGGAUAUUGGGAGGCUAACGGAGCAUGCCAGUCUUAGCAGCCAGGAGAUCAAGGAAUGGUUUGCCAGCAAAUUGAGACAAAACACAUCUGAUAUCAGCCAGAAUUGUGGCCAAAAUGGAGGCAGUCGAGAGGGGUUUGGGAGCUGGAUGGAGGAAACCAAGGGGAAGGAUGCACGCAUGGGUGCUAAGGAGCUGGUCUCGGACAAAGACAGGAUGAUGGAGGAUGCUUCUGGAAGGGUGACUGGAUAAAGGGUGAGAACAGUUGCCACUGUCAGUUGCCCACAGGAGCUGAAAAGGAAAGAGUUUAAUUAUUGAAUAUUGUAUUUUCUGAACAAAUAAUUUCUUGCUUGUUCCAUCCCAGUUUGUGCCCAACAUUUCCUCAAGGUUGAGUUAACUUUGUAGAACGUUUUCAAAAACAUGGUGGUAAUGUUGUGUGUGAUUUAGGAUGAGGUAGAAGGCACAGUGCACUGAAUGUGUGCCUGAAGCACUGACCAGGUGGUGAUCGUUGAGUGCCAAAGCUGGAUUUGCUGCAUUAUUACACUUUUAAAAAAAGG
Salmo salar (Atlantic salmon) is the source of this 3646-nucleotide messenger RNA. Its product is annotated as zinc fingers and homeoboxes protein 2. The record is from RefSeq and is a predicted model, not a curated record. Gene Ontology annotation, cellular component: nucleus. Gene Ontology annotation, molecular function: DNA binding; DNA-binding transcription factor activity, RNA polymerase II-specific. Lineage: Eukaryota; Metazoa; Chordata; Actinopteri; Salmoniformes; Salmonidae. Gene Ontology annotation, biological process: regulation of transcription by RNA polymerase II.